Molecule: messenger RNA, 2149 nt
Organism: Paramormyrops kingsleyae
Lineage: Eukaryota; Metazoa; Chordata; Actinopteri; Osteoglossiformes; Mormyridae
Source: RefSeq, a predicted model, not a curated record
UUUUCUACACCUUGUUGUCGUUCCCUUCACGUUACUAAAAAUAUGGCAAGGGAAGUUGUAGAUGUUGGGAGGUAUGCUCGGAAAUAAAUAAGAGCUGCGUUGCACACUUAGUGGACGGGUUAGCAUUGGCUGUACGCUGUUUACUUUACAAAGGGCAUUUUGCUAUGUUGCUAGCAAACCGAUCUGAGCUGGAAUAGCUUUUCUGUAUUUAAUUUUGCAGUUCAUGCUGACACUAGAUAACACAAGUCAGCAAAUUCGACGGCAGUCGUUAUUUAAGCGGAUCGUGUGUGAAGUUGUUAGGUAGCAAACGGUCACCUUUAACAAUAUAUUGAAAUCGCAUUGUUAAUAGCGUGUUGGUUGGUACGUAGUUACUAUUUUAAGAAGCUGUAAUUGAUCAGAGUGCUCUGGGUCUGUCAAGCCUAUGGAUCAAUGUGUAAACGUGGAGCGAGAGUUGGAGAAAGUGCUUCAAAAUUUCUCCAGCUAUGGACAACAUUGCGAUAAAGUGCUACAGGAACUUGUCGAUUACACAAGUGGGCUGAAGGACGAAAUUGUACAGGCUGGUGAAUUAGAGCUGUCAGGCACCCUGUCGCUGGUUCUGUCUCAGUGCUGCAAGCGAAUAAAAGACACGGUGCAGAAACUGGCCGUGCACCAUAAGGACAUCCACAGCAGCGUGUCCAGGGUGGGAAAAGCCAUCGAUAAGGUACGUCUGCCUUCGCACCAUUUUUCCAUCCUCAAAGACGAAUUGAGCUUGUCCUGGCAUGGAAGUGGACAGAAGGCAACGGUACCCGAUGAUCGUCAAGUAUGUCAGAGGCACGCAGUAAUCACCGAGUACUUCAUUCCGCUUACGGCGGCCUGUGGUGUGACUGCACUAUCUUCUCCGUCUCUGCAUGUGGAGAUCGAGGUGGACCUGGGUAAGCGUUGCUGGUACCACUCGGUGUUCGCUUGCCCCAUCCUCAGGCAGCAGACCACGGACAGCAACCCCCCCAUGAAGCUGGUGUGCGGCCACAUUAUCUCCAAAGACGCCCUCAACAAAAUGAUCAACGGCAGCAAGUUGAAGUGCCCGUACUGUCCAAUGGAGCAGGUGCCAUCGGAUGCCAAGCAGAUCUACUUCUGAGGAGACGAUGCCAUUUAGUCUGCAGCGAAGCCUCUAGUUUGGGGAGGAGCUGAUGAGCGGAGAAGCUUUGCUGUGUUCAUGUAAGAGUGAAGCGUAGUGUUCCUUAUUCAUCGAAAGAGUUGGGUUUCACAAGCCAUUACUGUUUGAGUUUGUAGGCGUGAUGACAGAUACUCGUUUUUAAUAAAACCCACCUGAAGAGCUUCGAAUUUUGAGAUCUGCAUCACUUUGCAUGCCAUCUAUUGUUACCACUGUCGAAUGUUUCUGAUUUUUUUUUGAGGAAUUGUAUAUAUGAAAUCGAUGUUUAGGUUUCUUAGGUUAGAUUAAGGGCGUUGGCUUCCUCUUAUUUUGGGUGAUGUUAAAAGCCAAAUGACAAACUGGGUAUAAAAGACUCAGAUAUUUAAGAUUAAGGUUGCUAAAAAAUUGCUAAUUUUUACCUGUUUUACUUAAAAGGUGUUAAUUGAGAAUAUUUUAGUUUUAUUGCUUCUGAAGGAGAUCUUUGAAGAUGGUUUAUUUAAAAAAGAUAAACUACUGAACUGAGAGAUUUAUAUAUGUUAUAUUGUGUCUGGACAGACAGGUUCUAAAAUGAAACCUUUCCAGUGUUGUUCAUGCUGCCUGUGACUAUAUUGUGCUGACAAUAAGCUGAAACACUUUUUUAUAUUUGAAAUAUAAGGUUCGGUAUAAUUUGCGGGGGAAUAUUUUGUAAUUGUUCCUGGGUCUGUUUUUUUUUAUUAUUAAAAAGUUGUCCUGGGAACCAGUUGUGGUGUGGUAAAUAGGGGUCACUGGCGUUCACUUUAUUAAGCAGACUUCGUUAGCAGAGAAAAUAGAGCUACGCCAUCAGUGGAGCAGCCAACCUGUCCAUGAAGCUUUGUUUUGGGCCGCUAGGUGGUGCUGUUGAGCUUGUUCCAGAUCAUGUAUGUUUAUUUACGUACUACAAUGUGUCAAAUAUUAGAUAUCGACUGAAGUACGACCUUAUGUUCUUGUCAUGUACUACUAUUUCUAUGAAUGAUUUGGAAAUAAAGACAAGGAUAAGAUUAA